Molecule: messenger RNA, 6078 nt
Organism: Penaeus indicus
Lineage: Eukaryota; Metazoa; Arthropoda; Malacostraca; Decapoda; Penaeidae
Product: putative helicase mov-10-B.1
Exons: 21
Coding region: 230-3016 (928 amino acids)
Biological process (GO): regulatory ncRNA-mediated post-transcriptional gene silencing
Cellular component (GO): cytosol; P granule
Molecular function (GO): RNA binding; 5'-3' RNA helicase activity
Source: RefSeq, a predicted model, not a curated record
GAUUUUAAUAACAAUUUAAUAAUCAUAAUAUCAACGAGAAUAAUAACAGUAUCGAUAUAAAUGGUAUUAGAUAGAAAAAACACAUUUUCCUGUCAGUUCAAGGAAUUGGGAAAUCAUGAUCCUUCACGAGGGCAUACUGCUAGACUCCUUGCUGGCUGAGCACAUGUGGAGCCAUCUGUAUGUAAUGAAAUUCACAAAAUAAAUACAGAGGAAAUUACAUAAAUCCAUAAUGGAUAAUUCAUUGUACUCCUCUCUCCUCUCCUUCCCAGUUCUGCCAGCAGCUAAUGACCAGCCAAGCUACCAUUGUCCACUUUGUCAGGAGACAUUUGAUUCCAGCAGAGCAUUUGAGGAGCACAAAGCAACAGCACAACAUCGAGUUCGUUGGCUCAAGCAUUGGUAUCAGAAUAACAGACUCCUGUUGGCCAGGAACAAAAAUGGAAUAGUGAUUUGGCCUAAGGAAAACAUUGACAAUGUCAGAUUUGAGGAGAGAAGUGGAACAGUUUCUGUCAAUCUGAGCCCAGGAUCUCAGAAGACAUUCCCUUUGAUUUUGAAGAACACAGGAAGUUGCCCGGCCAUUCUCCGGCACAUAGAGUUGCUGCACACCUCUCGGCUUGUGUCCAUUACUGACUCCCAUGGGGUAGCAAAGGGAGAGAAAUACGUCCGAGUCCUUCCAGAUGUUGAGUAUGCUGUUGAGUGCCAUACACAGGCAGACACUUUAGGUGUUGAACAAGUACCUGUUGCUUUCCAGUUCCGAUUGGAAGAUUCGUCACAGCCGUUUUUUAUAAUUAGAACAAUACAAGUGAACGUAGAGGACAGUAUAGCCCAAGAAUCCGCAGCCACAAGCCCCUUUGAGAGACAAAGGCCGGGAUACGCUAUCCGCAGAGAACCAGGGUCUUAUAUCCCAGGGGUUCCUAUUGAUAAAGACAGGAGAGAGAAAUGCAAGAGGCUUCCCCUGAAGCAGUUCAAUUACGAUGCUGACCUCUUCAAUAUUGCUGCCAAGAACUUCAAUCACAAGAAGGUUGCACCGCAUCUUCAGAAAAAGACAAAGCAAAUGAAAGCAAUGCUGGAGGAGGGUCUAAAUGCAAAUAACUAUGGGAAAUGGUUCCAAACAUUGCUUUGGCUUGAAGAAAUGCAGAUGGAAAUAGACAUUCGUUUCUACAACAUGUCUGAGGCACCUUUAAAAAAAGUGUCAAAACAGCAGUACUCAAACGCUGACUGUGUAGAACUUCAGGUGCCGGGAUUAGCUGAAAACCGUCCAUCAGUCUUGCGUGGAGAUAAUGUAUUUGUCAAGCUGCCAGGACAGAGGACAAUUUAUGAAGGUUGUGUUCAUCAGGUCCUUGAAGGUUCCAUCUACCUAGCAUUUAGUCCAGAAUUCAUGCGCACCUUCGUGAACAAUAUGAAAGUCAAUGUGGAAUUCACCUUCAGUCGCUAUCCACUGAGAGUGUGCCACAGAGCCAUAACUCUGACACAGUCACUGUCUCUCAGACACUUGACCUUCCCCAACAACCCAGCCUUAAAUGUAGCUUCCACCCAGAACAUUUUGCCAUUUAACCGCAGACUGGAAACCAAUGCUGAACAAAUGGAAGCUGUGCGUAACAUUGUUGCAGGGACCUCAAAGCCUGCCCCUUACAUUGUGUUUGGUCCCCCAGGCACAGGGAAGACUGUUACCAUUGUUGAGGCUAUCAAGCAGAUUUACAAGUUGCAACCCAAUAGCCGCAUAGUGGCAUGUGCACCAUCAAAUUCUGCAUCAGAUAUUAUUGCAGUGCGUCUCCUGGAACACAUCUCAAAACAUCACAUGUUGCGUUUGCAUGCAGAAUCAAGGAUGAUAUCAACCAUUCCGGGAAAUUUAAGGGAUAUGUCCAACAUACAAGAGGGCAAAAUUUACACACCAUCGGAUGAGAAACUCAUGGUGUACAAGAUUAUAAUUUGUACAUUGGUGACGGCUGGGAAGAUAGCAGGAGCUUCCCUCCCUCAAGGUCACAUAACUCAUGUGUUUCUAGAUGAGUGUGGCCAUGCCAUGGAGCCUGAAGCCAUGUCAGCACUGGCAGGAAUUGUAGAGAAGGAAGCUCAGGUGGUAUUGACUGGGGACCCUCACCAAUUAGGUCCUGUGAUUAGGAACACCCAGUGCUUCACAGGCGAGGAGAGUCUCUUCCGUGGGAAUGGCCUAGAUAAGUCCUAUCUGGAAAGGCUGAUGCAGAUGCCCAUGUACAGGGAUAGCACCGGCCACUACAACAGGCAGGUUGUGACCAAACUGCUCAACAAUUACCGCUCCCAUGCUUCUAUUCUCAAGGAACCUAAUGAGAUGUUCUAUGAUUCUGAACUCCAGGUUUGUGCAGAUCCAGUGUAUGUAACAGCUUUCUGUAAAUGGGAAUACUUGCCCAAGAAGGACUUCCCAGUCAUCUUCCAUGGUGUCAAAGGAAAAGAUGAGCGAGAAGGAAAUUCACCAAGUUACUUCAAUCCACUUGAGGUUACCUAUGUGAUCGAUUAUGUAAAGAAGCUUUUGGGAUCACGGAAACCUAAGGUUCUUGGCCGAGAAAUAGGGAUAAUCACCCCAUACAGACGGCAAGUUGAAAAGAUCAGGACACAGCUGAGGAAGGUGAACGGUGCACAUGAAAUCAAAGUUGGUUCCCCAGAAGAAUUCCAAGGUGACGAGCGGAGGGUCAUUAUCAUAUCCACAGUGCGAGCCUCAGCCGACCAGCUGGCAACUGACCAGAUUUUCAGGCUUGGGUUCUUGAGGAAUUGCAAGAGGUUCAAUGUGGCUGUGACAAGAGCUAAGGCACUGUUGAUCCUGGUGGGAUGUCCAGAGAUCCUUAUCCUCGAUGACCACUGGGGUAGGUUAAUGGAUUACGUCCACCAGAUGGGUGGUUACUGCGGCCAGGCAUUCCCCCAGGAGACCGAUGACAAUCUGGACGAUUUGCUGCAGAGGUUUGGUAACCUUGAUCUCCGACCGACCCUGUAUGAAGAUGUAAGUGCUCGGGAGAAAGCAGAAGCCCCAGAGUGGCACACUGAGUACUAGCCACAGCAUGGUGGAUUUACAGUUGCCUUUGUAACUUUGCUUAACAGGAGCUGUCAAAAUGCUGCUUUUGAUUUUUUUAUUAGAUAUUUAUUUUCUUUUUCUUUUUCCUUUUGAUCUGUUCUUAUUUUUUGUGUGAAAGAAAUAAGUUAAAAUGUUUUUGCAGCAAGAGAAAAGUAAUAUCCAUUUUUUUGUUAUUAUUAUGAUUAUGGUUGUUGUUUUUUUUAUUGUUGGAAUUAUUGUUGCUAUCAUUUUUAUUUGUAGUCAGUUUUCCUUUUCCAUAUUUAUGCAGCAUAAAACAAUUUCAAGUGUGUCUGACAAAAAAGUAAUAUAUGAUUUAUAAAGUCCCUAAGGUGCUUACUUCUUUGUGAUAAAUGUUUAGUUUUAGAAAGUAAAAAAAAAAAGGAAAAAUAAAAAAUAAAGCAUCUAUUUACAAAUAACCAAAAAAAGAUAGUCUUUUGAUAAAAAAAAUGGAAAUAUAUAAGAUAAAAGGAAGACUGAAGGGUUCAAAGAAAUCAGGAAUUGUGAUUAAGCAUCAGUGAUUUUUGUACAUUUUCCCUUUAUAGAAUUACACAGAGCAAAGCUGAUUUUCUCAAACAAUCCUUCCAUUUUCUUUUUUAUGCUAGAUCUCCAGAGAUCUUCAUAUUUAAAAUUAUACAUUAGGAACACUGAGUUUAUGGUUGAAUAUUGCAGUUGGCGAGUGUCUUUACGGUACUGUAUUUUUGUAUGUAUCCAUUAUUGCACAAAAAAUUCAGAUGCAGUGCCAGUAAGAUUGAUAUUAACUUACCAAAAAUAUGUCAGCAAAGGUUAAGAUGUAAGGUCAGAGCUGAUGUUAAUUUCUCUCUCUUUGUUGUAAUAUGGUUAUCAUUGUUACAUAUAGUAUUGUUAGGGUGUGAUGUAAAUGGGAUGGUGUUUAUUCUUCCCUAAACGAAGGGGAGGAUACCCAAAGAUGCUGAACCACUUCCAUAAUCCACUGUUCAUCAAUUUUGCCUAUUUCUCGCACUCUUCUCCUUUCUCCUCUCCUUUCCGCUCCACUCUUUCCUCUUCUUCUCUUCAGUAUCCAGUUCCUCCUUCAAUAUUUCCCUCUCCCUCCUCCCCCCCUUGUCCUCUGUAUAUCCUUAAUGCAUCAAAUCAGCCGGCUUUUUAGAUAAUAUAGUAACAGUUAUCCUCAGCAUCGUAGUUAGAAAACAGCACAGAUUGAAAAACGGCAAUUGAUGGAAUAGAGAGUACCGUAGAGCUAAUAACAAAACAUAUGUUAUACUGCUUUUUUUGACUGCUUUUCACUGGGACACCAAGGACCAAAUAUUCUUGUGUGCUUGACAUUUUACAUUUAGCACACGAGGAGUGGAAGACCUGUGAUUUCUUUUCUGUAUCCAUGAUUUGCAAGGUUGUUCAAUGUCACUCCUUAUUUUUUGUGUGUGUGUGCUUAGUGAUGUUAUUAAAGGUUGUCAUUGUUAUUAUUAUGGCCAUUAUGAGUACUAGUUUUUCUAUUUGUCGUCUAAUAGUUAUGGUGAUCAAUAGUUUCAUGAUUUAUAUGAUUAUUGUCCAGCCUUUGAAAUUGUUCAUUGUGAAAUGAAGUGGAAGACCUUACAAGAGAUGACACUUUUUUCCUCCGCCGAUCUAUUCUUCUCUUCCCUUUUCCUGCUUUUUUCUGUCUUGGUGAAGUGGAUUUUCAUAGAUUUUUAAGGAGUGAAAUUUCUGUGGCUGUUUCUUGGGGGUUUUCUUCCAUAUGGCUGUUUUUGGGGGGUUUUCUUCCAUAUUAUUUACAUCAUUAUUCACAUCGUCAUUAUUAUUCAGUAUCAUUACAUUGAUUACUAUUAUUAUGACUACAGUUAUUGAUUUAUAUUUUUGUACCACAACUUUAAUUAUGAUUAGGAUUACCAAGUAUUUGUGUUAAACAUUUUGCAGACAUUGAUAAUGUUUUUACUUUAUCAUAGAUUUUAUUAUUAUUGAUGUUGAUUGUUUGUACUUUUAACAUGCUGUUAUUUAUAACUUUGUUUCAUUGCUUUUUUCAGUUAGUUUAUCAUAUUUUUUUUAUUAAAUUAAAUCAUCUAUGCCUCAGUGAUUACACUUAUUCUUAAGGAUUGAUAGCUGGAGAAAUAUUUUAUGUUGAUACUGAAGACUUCUGGUAUUAUUAGUCUGCUUAUUUGUUUCUUUCUUUUUGCACGUCUGUAAUAUGUUAAUCCUGCAUAUGUUUGUUGAUAUGCAAGAGUUAUCUUUCGCUUAUAAUUACAAAUUUAUUGCUUUCUUUCUUUCAUUUUGGGAAAAUACUUAAAUGUGUUGAACUUUUACUAGCAUUUAUUUGAUAUAUGCUGAGUGAAUUUUUUGCUAUUGGUGUUGCAUAUAUGGUAAUAUGCUCCUUGUUGAUAUUUGUAUCAUAGCAAUUAUGAUGCAAGUGUAUUGAGUACAGAAUAUGGAGGCUCCCAUACAAAAAAUAUGUUCCUAUAGCUUAUCCCUCUAUCAGAAGGGUUAUUUAAUACCAAAAAUGAUGGCGGAGUUGAGUCAGCUCUUAAUAAUAUAGGUUCUAUUGUUUGGCACUGAUUGUUGUUGUUGUUCUUUGAUUCAGCAAUACUUUGAUUUUGGAGAGAUAGAGAGAGAGAUAGAUUUGCAAGAAUUCCAUUUUAUGACUUGCGGUAUAAAGGAAAAAAGAUUGGUUUUAUUUUUAGAUUAAAAACCUUCUUAUGCAAUAUAUACUGCAACUUUUCUAUAUUAAAACAUAUUUUUUGAUAAGUAAUGACUUUUAGGAAAUUGUCACACCAUUUAGUGCCUUACAGAUUGUUACCAUGCUAGAGUUGGUAAAUGUGCUUCAGAUCUGGAUAUAAAGGUGUCUGCCAUGUAUUAAUGGGUCUGUGGAUUUCAUUAUGGGUUGGUUCACAGGAUUCGCAUUAACCAAAGGAAUCGUGAUGGGAAAAGUGUGCUUGUUAAUCGUAAUGUCAUGUUAAUUUUCAAUGGUUAUGUGAGGAUUGUACUUACGAGUAGUAUUUUAUUUUAUUUUAUUUUAUUAUUAUUAUUUUUUUUUCAUUGUAUAUUAAUUUUUUUGUAAGCACAUAAAAUGUUUUCAGCAA